Molecule: messenger RNA, 1167 nt
Organism: Elaeis guineensis (African oil palm)
Lineage: Eukaryota; Viridiplantae; Streptophyta; Magnoliopsida; Arecales; Arecaceae
Source: RefSeq, a predicted model, not a curated record
AUUUUGGACGAAAUCCGACGAAAUUUCCUUCCUCUCUUCCACUUUUAUUUUUGGUAAGUUCCUUCUUCCCUUCCUGCCGGGGAAAAAAUCAACAAAGGAAACGAAAUCGAUUCCCUUCGGUCGUCAUCCCCGCGCCUCCCGAGACGCGUCUCGAAUUACGCACAAGAAAAGAAUCGAAGAAAGAAAUCGUUUGUUGGGUUCGAGACGGUUAUCCGAAGAUCAUUUGCUUCUCAAGGGGGCGUUUCGUUGCGGAAGGCAAUUCAGGCAUGCAGAGCCAACUUGUGUGUAACGGCUGCAGGAGUCUUCUUCUUUACCCUAGGGGAGCUACUAACGUGCGCUGUGCAAUAUGCAACACUGUAACUUCAGUUCCUCCUCCAGCAAAUCAGGUUUCUCAUGUGAGCUGUGGCCAGUGUCAUACAACACUGAUGUAUCCAUAUGGAGCACCAUCAGUCAAAUGCGCGAUAUGUCAUUAUGUUACAAACAUAGGAGCAAGUAAUAUGAGAGUUCCAAUCCCUGCAGCACACAGGCCUAAUGAAUCUACACCCAUGCCACCAUCCACUUCAGCUCUUGGUUCUCGAGCGCAGACUGUUGUUGUUGAGAAUCCCAUGACGGUGGAUGAAAGCGGCAAACUGGUGAGCAAUGUUGUAGUUGGAGUCACCACCGGGAAAAAAUGACGCUCUACUACGCAGAUCCAUGCAUAUCGGCGGUUGGUUUUUAAUGUCGUAAAGGUCGAUAUAAUUAAGCUCUCCAUUUUGGAGCUCGGGUGUCUAAUAGAACAGUUAAGAAUGCAAGCCAUGAUGAAUGUUUAUAAAACAAUUGAUGCUACUCUAGCCUAAAUACAUGUAUUCUUUUCAUUUGUAUAUGAGCUGUGUCAGAAUUUUAAUGUGCAGGUUCGCAUGAUCAUAAUACUAUAGGAAAGUAGCAAGUGGUAUCAUGAUUGGCUUACAGAAUUGAUACCGAGUCAGGCUUAUGAAUGAUUAUCCCUGUAAUGAAUAAUUAACCCUGUGGAUUUAUCUGUAAGGCAAGAUGUUGCUAGUUGUGUUUGUGACAGUGCUAACCAGAUGAUGGAUUGGUUGUUAGCAGCCUCUUGUUUUUGAAGGUCAUUACCUGUUUGGAAAUUUGUCUAUUUAUUUUUUUUAAAUAAAAAAAAUUAUAGAAACAUCAUUU